UUGAAGGUGGACGUCUUUGUUCCGGACUCAUGGACUCGGUGUUCCCCGGUUCUCUCGACUGAGCGUGGUUCCGACAUGCUGCAGCCGGGUAACGACACCCGUGGAUGGGCUGAAGUGUCCGUGUCUAACUGGUCCGGUGCGACAGAUGCUGGUCCCGGUCCAGAGGCGGUGGUCGUCCCGGUCUUGUUCGGGCUGAUCUUCACGGUGGGCCUGGUGGGCAACACGCUGGUUCUGUUGGUCACGUGCAGGGUGUCGCGCGCAGGAGGGGGUUCAGGGGGGUCGCCUGCCGGAAACCCCACUAACAUCUUCAUCAGCAACCUGAGCGUGGCCGACCUCCUCUUCCUCCUGCUGUGCGUGCCCUUCCACGCCACCAUCUACUCGCUGCCCGACUGGGUGUUCGGAGGCUUCGUGUGCAGGUUCGGACACUUCUUCGCGUCCGUCAGCGUGCUCGUCAGCAUCUUCACGCUCGUCGCCAUGUCCGUGGACCGCUACGUGGCUGUGGUUCGCUCCGACCCCUCCCGUGGCGCCCGGAACCGCAGAAACGCGCUGGUGGGCGUCGGCGUCAUCUGGACCGUGUCUCUGAUGUUCUCGGUCCCGGUGGCCCAGCACCAGGUCCUCAUCGAGCACGCGAGCGCCCCCAACAGCACCUUCUGCUGGGAGCGCUGGUCUGGACGGGCCCGGCACAUUUACAAGGUCUCCAUGGUUCUAGUCGGCUUCGUGGUCCCCCUGCUGCUCAUCAGCUGCUGCUACGUCAGGGUUCUAUGUCAUCUUCACAAAAAGAUGAAGAACAUGUCCAAGAAGUCUGAGCACGCCAAGCAAAAGACCACGCAGACGGUGCUCCUGGUCAUCACCGCCUUCGCCAUCUGCUGGAUCCCCCAUCACAUGAUCACCCUGUGGGCGGAGUUUGGCACCUUCCCGCUGACGGACGCAUCCUUCGCCUUUCGCAUCGUGUCUCACUGCCUGUCCUACGCUCACUCCUGUGUCAACCCCGUCCUCUAUGCCUUCCUGUCGGAGAAGUUCCGCAAGGCUUGCGGUCAGGUGUUCACCUUGCGCUUGUGGAGCCCGGCGCCCUCCAGAGGCUCGGAGGUGCGCUGCCGCACGGACAACAUGUCCAGCACGCACUCCACCACCAACAUAUGAAGAAGGGACCUACUGUAUGUGAUUCUUUACUCUGCCAGGUCCAAUAACUGGGUCAUGUGACAACAGGACGUUUGAUUGGCCGAGAACAAAAAAACAACAAAAAACAGACGUUUCAACCAGUGGUUCUCGACCGGUUUGGCUACAGGACCCACCAUCACCCCUUAAUGACAAGCGCCGACCCAAAUUGUGGACAUUUUUCAACUUACACUUCACAAAUAAUUCUUAUUUGAUGACAAGACCGUGCAGUUUGAAUGUGAGGGUGUGCAAAAUAACACAGUGUGUGCCGCAGCCUGCCAGGAACAGUAGGUUUUUAUCAACAAACUCCAAAUGAUUUUAACAAAAAGUGUCUGCUUCCGCUAACAUUUUGUCUGUACUCGCUAGCUCAAUUUACUUCACUUUGAAGCACUUUAAAACUGAACAUACAGAAACAAAAGCAUGUCGAUUAUAACUUGCAUAAGGUACAAAAUAAUUUCUCUCUGACAUUCAGCAUAAAUGAAAUGCAUUCGAACAACCUGUGCUAGCUCGAUGCUAAUUUGCAUUGAAAAUUGUAUAUAAGUAGCGAUUAGCACUAGCGUGUUUUACAUGAUGAUUUCGAACACUUCCAAAUAUGCCAAUUAAAUAGAUAAAAAAAAUUUACAUUCCACUUAAACAGCAGAUAUACAAUAAUAAUUAUAAUGACAAUAAAUCAUUUUUAGACUCAACAAGGGACAAGCUGGCUCAUUCAACAGCUUAAUGGCGCUACUAACUACCGGUGUUGGUCUUCAAUGACAACGGGUUUCAAAGAGUGCAACAGAGCAUUGUCGCCACCUAUGGGAGUCCUAAUAGAUGACACCCUACUGCAUUAAAAAAAAUC
This is a messenger RNA of Dunckerocampus dactyliophorus (ringed pipefish), 1993 nucleotides long. RefSeq names its product galanin receptor 1b (gene galr1b). Gene Ontology annotation, cellular component: membrane. NCBI's taxonomy places the organism in Eukaryota, Metazoa, Chordata, Actinopteri, Syngnathiformes, Syngnathidae. The transcript is spliced from 3 exons. The record is from RefSeq and is a predicted model, not a curated record. Bases 76 to 1140 code for a protein of 354 amino acids. Gene Ontology annotation, biological process: negative regulation of adenylate cyclase activity; G protein-coupled receptor signaling pathway; positive regulation of cytosolic calcium ion concentration. Gene Ontology annotation, molecular function: galanin receptor activity.